AUGCCACCGAAAAAAGUCAACACAGAGGGCUCUCCGGCAGAAGACCAGUCCCGUCUACGCCGUAAAAGGUCACAUCUUGAAGUGGAAGCUUCCCAGGAAGAUGUUGACGCCACUACACCAUCGAAAAGGCGACGAAGCUCCGUGAAUUCGUUACACCAAAAUGUCGAGUCUGGUGUAUCAGAAAGCAUUAAUGGGACCAGCAUUCAAAAUGGCACAUCCGACUCUAGCGAGCACUCGGAACCGGCUCUGGAAGCGCCUUCCCAAGAACCCAAGACGACGCCAAGGAAAAGAGGGCGCCCUCCAAAAGCAGCGUCGCAGAGUAACACGCCCACUCCAAAAGCGAAACGUCAACGAGCAUUUCAAACUCCGACAAAAGGAACAAUUGCCGACGACGCCACACCGCGAAGGCAGGCAGGCGCAGACCGUUCGGCGAGAAGAAAGAGUGCAAGGGCAUUGAUAGAGCAGGUUGUGGGAGAUGGCGACAGCGACGACCAAGAUGAGGAUGAUGCUCUGGCAAGGGAAAUUUACGAAUCAAGCGAAGGCGAAGCAGACGAUGAGAUAUUCCAGAGUGCCAGGAGCAACAAGGAACAACCAGGCGUGGAUGGCUUGGUGGACAACGCGGCCGAACAACCUGCUGUAACUCCAACCAAACGAAGAGCUCGAAAGAAAGCACGAUCUCCAACACCUCCUCGCGACCUCCCACCUCACGAGCUCUACUUUGUGCAAAAUAAGCCCGGGCGGCCGAAAACCUCGAAUAAUACACUCGCCUCGUUGGACUUGCUCACGCAUGAUGAGUACUUCAAGAUCCUCAAUGGAAGAGAAGAAAAACACAGUGGCGAUAUACAAUACCUCGAGUCUCUGCAUGCCGAAUCAUUUCCACAAUGGGCUUUCGAAUUAGCGGAAGGCUUCAGCCUCUGUCUGUACGGAUACGGAUCGAAAAGACAAUUGCUCCAAAAAUUUGCCAAGCACCUUCAUUCCACAAGUCCGAAAGGAAAACUGCGGAAAAUCGUCAUGGUCAAUGGCUAUGCAUCAACAAUGACGAUGCGAGAAAUCCUCGCUACCGUCGCGGUUGCAGUAGAUCCGAAGAGGCGGAUUCCGACCACGCAGCCGGCUGCCAUGGUUCAAAACAUACUCGCCCAUCUCUCGACCACCAACAUUGCCCUCACGAUCAUUGUCAACUCGAUCGAUGCUGUGCCUCUGAGGAAACUCGGGCAUCAGUCUGUACUUGCCCAACUGGCAUCCCACCCCCAGGUCGGCCUCGCAUGUUCUGCAGAUACCCCUGACUUCUCUCUUCUGUGGGAUAUCGGCCUCAGAUCUGCUUUCAACUUCACGUUCCAUGACUGUACCACAUUUUCCCCGUUCACUGUUGAGCUUAAUGUCGUGGAUGAUGUCCACGAACUCCUUGGCAGGAAGGCUCACCGUGUCAACGGCCGUGAAGGUGUCGCUUUCGUUCUUCGCAGUCUUCCCGACAACGCGAAGAACCUGUUCCAGCUUAUCGUCGGUGAGAUUCUCAUCGCGAUGGAGGAGGAGGCCAGCGAAGGCGAUGAAGUGGGUGUCGAGUAUAGGAUGCUCUAUAACAAAUCGGUGGAAGAGUUUAUUUGCAGUUCGGAAAUGGCCUUCCGGACGCUACUAAAAGAAUUCCACGAUCACCAGAUCAUCACUAGCCGAAAGGAUGCCCUCGGCACCGAGUUGCUCAGCGUCCCAUUCCGGAAAGACGAGCUCGAGGCUAUUUUAGAGGACUUGACUGCAUAA
Clonostachys rhizophaga is the source of this 1752-nucleotide messenger RNA. Lineage: Eukaryota; Fungi; Ascomycota; Sordariomycetes; Hypocreales; Bionectriaceae. The record is from the annotation of a GenBank genome assembly.